Messenger RNA from Peromyscus maniculatus bairdii (prairie deer mouse), 940 nucleotides. The record is from RefSeq and is a predicted model, not a curated record. Lineage: Eukaryota; Metazoa; Chordata; Mammalia; Rodentia; Cricetidae.
CGUGGUGGGGAGGCCGUGCUAUCGCGAGAGCUCCGGGUUCUGGAGCCGAUCCUCGGGUGGCGAGGUGUCUGGGUCGGUCCAAGGUCCCCUCGGCUCACCGGAAGAAGCGCUGCCAGCUGGAACGGUGAGCAGAAUGAAUACUUCCCUGGAACAGAGUGGCUGCUACAGUAAUAGAGAAACACUUUUGAGGUGCAGUGAUGCACGGAGGGAGCUGGAGCUUGCUAUUAGUGGAGUACUCCGGGCUGAACAGCAAAUUAAAGAUAACUUACGAGAGGUAAAAGCUCAGAUUCACAGUUGCAUAAGUCGCCAUCUAGAGUGCCUUCGGAGUCGUGAGGUGUGGCUCAAUGAACAGGUAGAUCUCAUCUACCAGCUUAAAGAGGAGACACUGCAGCAGCAGGCUCAGCAGCUUUACUGGCUAAUGGGCCAAUUCAGUUGUCUUAUUCAUCAACUGGAGUACACCCAGAACAAAGAUCUCGCCAAUCAAGUCUCUCUGUGCCUGGAGAGACUGGGCAGUUUGGCUCUUAAACCUGAAGAUUCGACUGUCCUACUCUUUGAAGCAGACACAUCUGCUCUGCGCCAGACCAUCACCACAUUUGGAUCCCUUAAGACAAUUCAAAUUCCUGAGCACCUGAUGGCACAUGCUAGCUCCUCAAAUAUUGGGCCUUUCCUAGAGAAAAGAGGCUAUAUCCAGGUGCCAGAGCAGAAGUCAGCAUCCAGCAGCACAGCUGUUUCUCUCAAUGAAUGGCUUCUUGUAAGCAAACCUGCCAUUGGUCAUCAGGCUCCUUAUGUACCCAGUACCAACCCACAAGACUGGCUUACCCCAAAACAGACCUUGGAGAAUAGUCAGACUUCUGCCAGAGCCUGCAGUUUCUUCAGCAAUGCCUGGGGCAAUCUAAAGGGCUUAGAAAACUGGCUCCUCAACAGUCAUCAAGACAUUCCU